This is a messenger RNA of Oreochromis aureus, 948 nucleotides long. Its product is annotated as DNA polymerase zeta catalytic subunit-like. Gene Ontology annotation, biological process: double-strand break repair via homologous recombination; error-prone translesion synthesis. Gene Ontology annotation, cellular component: nucleus; zeta DNA polymerase complex. Bases 1 to 561 code for a protein of 186 amino acids. The record is from RefSeq and is a predicted model, not a curated record. NCBI's taxonomy places the organism in Eukaryota, Metazoa, Chordata, Actinopteri, Cichliformes, Cichlidae. Gene Ontology annotation, molecular function: DNA-directed DNA polymerase activity. The transcript is spliced from 8 exons.
AUGGGUACACCAGUUUACAUUUUCUGCUCCCUCAAUGUCCAACUUGAAAGGAAGUUCCUAAUCUGGGAUCAAAUGAAGCAAAGGCAGACCCAGAAGGAUCAGCCUCCAGCAGCAUCAGCCCCUGAAAAUUCCCUGUACGCCCAAGCUCAACGACAGCACCAUAGGAGGCACAUUCGUCUCGCUGGGAGGAGAACGCCAUACCCAGUCCUGGAUGAGGUGCAGAGGCAGAGCACCUGUGAGCUGGAGGUUGAUGCCGUUGCUGUGGAUGUUCUCAACCGCCUCGAAAUCGAAAAUCAAAUUGGCAGGAACCCUGGCCUGCAGGCCAUCUGGGAGGAUGAGAAGCAGAGGAGGAGAGAGAAGAACCAGCCCUCUCAGAUUGAAACCCCCGAGUCGCAAGAUCGUGGUUUUGUCACCUCAUCAGAGAGUGAGAAAAUCUUCAUGAAGAGAGUCGAGGAGAUCCUCAAGGAGAACGAGUUUGAUGUGACACAAGAUCUGUCUGCUGGUGAUGGGGAGAACCAAGAAGAUUUCCCUGGUGAACUAACACUUCAUUUUGACCCCUGACCCCAGACGGGCUGCCAUGUACCCCUGCUAACGCUGUGGAGGUUCACAGGGGUCGACAUCCAGACUCUGUGAGGAGCAGUGGGAAAGUUCCAGAGGAGGCUGUCGUUGAUGAGGAGGCCAUCCUGACUCUCCUGGAGAACAGUCAGUCUUUCCUCCCACUCUCCCAGACAUCCAACCACUCGCCUCUCUUAGACAGCAGCCGGGACCAAGCCAUCAUUGACUUGCUGGCAGGCCUGGAGGACGAUGGUUUCUGCAGGACACCCGCUAGGCAGAAUUCCCAGUCCCGCUCACUCCCUGGUGUCACAAACUACAACUGCAACAGUGAUGAAGAGGAAGCAGGCCCAGAACUGGACAAGGAAGAGGCAGAACUCAGUGUUAUAAUGUCAC